Molecule: messenger RNA, 1265 nt
Organism: Patiria miniata (bat star)
Lineage: Eukaryota; Metazoa; Echinodermata; Asteroidea; Valvatida; Asterinidae
Product: mitochondrial substrate carrier family protein ucpB-like
Exons: 6
Coding region: 115-1053 (312 amino acids)
Biological process (GO): transmembrane transport
Source: RefSeq, a predicted model, not a curated record
UUCAUGUCAUGUCGUGCGGUACUCCUUGAGGCCUCCGGUACUCUGAAGGCUUGGGUUGGGUUGCAAAGAAAGCCUCAAAAUUAGUGUUUUCGGCGGUUAGGCCUGAUUAUCACCAUGCCAACUUCUUCAAGAGAUCAUGCGCUACGGUAUUGUUUCGCUGGCAUCGGCGGCAUGUGCGGUGCCUUUGCAACCAAUCCAGUGGAUGUGACCAAGGUCCGCAUGCAAUUGGACGGUGAGUUAGCCAAUCAGAGAGGUCGGCUAGGACAAGCGUACAAGGAACGCCACUACAAGGGCAUCAUUAGGGGCGCUGUAACUAUCGCAAGAGAGGAGGGAAUCUUGGCUCUAUAUAAAGGCUUGACCCCUGCCCUGGUGCGUGAGGCUACGUACAGCACCAUACGCAUCGGAGCCUAUGAACCAAUCAAAGUGUUGUUUGGAGCCACAGACCGUCAUCACACACCUCUCUUCAAGAAACUUGCAGCUGGUGCUACCUCAGGUGCUAUAGGCAGCACGGUAGCCGUACCCACCGAUCUAAUCCGUGUCCGCCUUCAAGCCCAGGGUCGUCUGAGCGCCGGAGAGCAGCCUAAAUACAGGGGAUUCAUCCACGCUUUCACUGAUAUCCUGACAAAGGAAGGCUUCUGGGGGUUAUAUAGGGGCACAGCACCCACGGUGCAGAGAGCAAUCUUAUUGACUGGAACACAGGUUCCUACGUAUGACCAUACUAAGCACACUAUACUCAACCUUGGCUGGAUGGUUGAAGGUCCAGCAUUGCAUAUAGUAUCUGCCAUGACUGCAGGCUUCAUGUGUGCCGUCACUACCUCACCAGUUGACCUCAUUAAAACACGGGUCAUGAACCAGCGAAUCAAAGGCAUUCCGAAAAAUGAGAGGAUGUACAGGAACGGUCUGGACUGCCUACUCAAGACAGUGAAAUCUGAAGGUUGGGUAGGUUUAUACAAGGGCUUCAUGCCAAACUGGCUGCGCAUAGGUCCCCAUACUAUCAUUAGCUUCUUCCUCUUCGAAUACCUCAGAAAGAAGGCAGGUAUUAAUCCUAUUUGAUGGACCACUUUUACGACUUGGGUACUGAUACAACAUGGUUUGAGGAGAAAUAAGGCAAAUUUGACUAAUCCUUCAUUGUCUGAUUUCGAUGUAGGCUGCGGAUAUCCUUAAAGAUAUAGUCCAUCAUUUGUAAUUUGUGCAUUUUGUUCGUUUGAAACAACAAAAGCGUUCAAAAUCUAAUGAAGGAUACUGAACAACUAACCUGAUGAAGU